Lepisosteus oculatus (spotted gar) is the source of this 4517-nucleotide messenger RNA. RefSeq names its product ubiquitin specific peptidase 28 (gene usp28). Gene Ontology annotation, molecular function: proteasome binding; cysteine-type deubiquitinase activity; protein binding. Gene Ontology annotation, biological process: proteasome-mediated ubiquitin-dependent protein catabolic process; protein deubiquitination; regulation of proteasomal protein catabolic process. Lineage: Eukaryota; Metazoa; Chordata; Actinopteri; Semionotiformes; Lepisosteidae. The record is from RefSeq and is a predicted model, not a curated record.
CUUCAUCCUGGGCAGACGAGCCGCGGGGGCGCGCCUGGCGUGUGGGUGACGGAUGGAGGAGGCGAGAGUCUGAAGCAGGGGGAGAAGGUUUCAUUGAAAAUUACCGAAAAAAGAGGAGGAUCUGGUCCAUUGCCAUGACGGCCGAGCAGCAGUGCGAUCACGGGGACAACUCUGGCAGUUCGACCCACGUCCUGAUCAACCAGCUGAGAGAAAUCACGGGCACCCAGGAUGUUGAGAUUCUACAGAGAGUUCUCAAGGCUAGCAAUGGGGACAUGAGUCAAGCGAUCACGAUGCUGACUGCCCAAGUGCCAGAAGAGGAUGUCAUUGCAGUGGAGCCGUCUGAUGCUGAAGGAAGUGUCGUGGGCAGGAGAGCCCAGACAAAGGUUAUUGACUUAACUGGCAGUGGUGACAAAGAUGACCUUCAGACCGCCAUAGAAUUGAGCUUACAAGAAUCCCAGAAUGCUCAAGCAGAAGACAGGGAUCUGAACAGGGCCCUGGAGGCAAGUGUGGCUGAAAACAAAGCUCGGGCAAAGAGGAAAAGGUGCGAGGCCUGGGGAGAGACCAGUCCUGCUGACUGGAUCAGGCAAGACAGCUGGCCGGUGGGCCUGAGGAACGUUGGGAACACCUGCUGGUUCAGCGCAGUCAUACAGUCUCUGUUUCAUCUGCCCAAGUUCCGAAGACUGGUCCUGAAUUACACUCUCUCCCAGAGCAUCUUGGAGAAAUGCAGGAGCCACAGUGAAAAGAGGAACAUUGCCUUCAUGCAGGAGCUCCGUUGCCUCUUCGCCCUGAUGGUGGGCUCCAGUCGCAGGUUUGUGGACCCCUCUGCUGCUGUGGAACUCCUGAAGGAUGCCUUUCGGACCAGCGAAGCCCAGCAGCAGGAUGUUAGUGAGUUUACCCACAAGCUCCUUGACUGGCUAGAAGAUGCUUUUCAGCUGGCAGCGAAUGGAAACAAUCCUGAGGCGAAGCAACAGAAUCCAAUGGUGCAGCUUUUCUAUGGAACCUUUGUUGCUGAAAGAAGCCAUGAAGGCAAGACGCUCUCCAACAUUGAGCAGUUUGGCCAGUACCCUCUACAAGUUAAUGGGUUCAACAACUUAGAUGAGUGCCUGGAAGGAGCCAUGGUGGAGGGGGAGAUUGAAACUCUGCACUCAGAUCAGACAGUUCACUCUGGGCAGGAGCGCUGGUUCUCAAAAUUACCUCCAGUGCUGACCUUUGAACUGUCCAGGUUUGAAUUCAACCAAUCUCUGGGACGCCCAGAGAAGAUUCAUAAGAAACUGGAGUUCCCCCAGGUCAUAUACAUGGACAGGUACCUCCACAGAAACAAGGAGCUGAUCCGGAAGAGGAGGAGAGAAGCAAAGAAGUUGAAGGACCAGCUGACAGCUCUGCAGCAGAAACUGGAGAGUUACAACAGUUACGGCUCUGGGCCAGCAAAGUACCCAUUGGCAGACAUGUUGCAGUACGUCCUGGAAUUUGCUACCACAAAGCCUUCUAGUGUUUCACCUGCUGAAGACAUCAGAAUGAUCUCGCCACCUUCCACAGCGUCACCCGACACCACAACCCACACCGACCCAGCCCCGGAGAACACCAGUUUGUCUGAAGCAGAGGACUCGGGGACACCCGAUUGCUUGAGCUCUCCGGCCCCACCAGGCCAGAGGACGCCCAUAUACAAACCGUUCACACAGUGCCGGCCCCUGGUGGAGUGGCCCUCCCAGCCUGCCCCUCACAGCGUGUCGGAGGAGGAGCUGCAAUUUGUCGAAGGGUGUUUGCAACGCUGGAGGGCAGAGGUGGAACAGAAUAUUCAAGAGCUAAAGGAGAGCAUUGACAGAAUCAGCCGGCAGCUGGAAGGCAUGUACUCGGAUGCUAGUUUGAGCCAGGUGCCCUACAGGCUUCACGCUGUCCUUGUCCACGAGGGUCAAGCUUCUGCUGGUCACUACUGGGCCUACAUCUGUGACCACUCAAGCAAGCUGUGGCUGAAGUACAACGACAUCUCCGUCUCCGAGUCCACGUGGGAGGAGCUGGAGAAGGACUCCUACGGCGGCAUGAAGAACGCCAGCGCUUACUGCCUCAUGUACAUCGACGACAUGCUCCCUCACCUCAUAGCCGAGGACACGGAUGCUGAGACAGGCCAGGUGUUAGGGGGGAUGGAUUCCCUCCCUCCAGUCCUUAGGCAGUAUGUCCGGGAGGACAACCACUGGUUCCAGCAGGAAGUGGAGGAGUGGGAAGAGGAGCAGUUCCGGAAAAUGCCUCAGAAAGAAUCCCUCAUUCCUGUAGCAACAGAUGCGCAAGAAUCUUCUUCGGAAUCGGUCCCUGAAGAACCUCCGCCCAGCCAGCAGCCGCCUCGUUCCCUGUCGUCGGAACACGCCAUGAUCGUGAAGGAGCAGACAGCACAGGCCAUCGCCAACACGGCCGACUGCUAUGAAAAGAAGGGAGUGGAAGCCGCCCUCACAGAGGCCUCUGAGGCUGAGACAGGGGCCGGAGGCAGUGCUGCUGAGGGAGAGUCCGGAGCUGACUCUAAAACUGAGGCCCAGCCCCAGCUGAAGCAGCCUCCGGAGGCAGGCAGUAGGGAGCCUGAGAGCCAGGUGUCCGAGGUGGAAAUUCCGAGUGUAGGGAAGAUUCUUGUCUGCUCUGAUGCAGAUGGUUACAAUGAGGAGAUGAUGCUAACCCCAGCCAUGCAAGGGAUUAUCCUGGCCAUUGCUAAAGCAAGGCAGGUCUUUGACAAGGACGGUCCUGAGGCUGCUCUCAUUAAGGCUUUUCACGAGGAAUACUCCCGGUUGUUCCUUCUGGCGCAGGAGAAGUCCACCCCUCAGAACGACCCUCGUCUCCAGCACGUCCUGGUGUACUUCUUCAAGAACGACGCCCCCAAGCGCGUCGUUGAGAGGACGCUGCUGGAGCAGUUUGCCGACCGCAACCUGAGCUACGAUGAGAGAUCAAUCGGUAUAAUGAAGGAGGCUCGAGCUAAGCUGCGUCUGAUACGUCCAGAAGAUAUGGAUAUGGAGGAGUAUAUGAAGUGGCAUGAAGACUACAGCGUCUUUCGGAAGGUGUUUGUGUAUCUUUUGACAGGGCUAGAGCAAUACCAGAAUGGAAAAUUACGGGAAGCUCUGAACUACCUUGUCUAUGCCUAUCAGAACAACACCGCCCUGCUGAUGAAAGGGGAGAACAGAGGCAUGGAGGAGUCACUUAUUGCACUUUAUAGGAGGAAAUGUUUAACAGAGCUGAAUGAGGCUGCUGCAAAGCUUUUCCGGAGUGGAGAGGAGAGUGAUGUCACGGAGGGGGUGAGCAUAAUGAAUGACUUGGUCAUUCCCUGCAUGCACCUGAUGAUCAGCAAUGACAUCAACCAGGAGGACCUGGACGCCAUCGAGACCAUAAGGAACCGCUGGUGCUCUUACCUGGGCCAGGAUAUGAAUGAUGCCCUGCAAGAAAAGCUUGGAGAGUUCCUGCCCAGAAUGCUCGACUGCUCGGCAGAAAUCAUCGUCCUUAAGGAACCCCCAAAGAUUCGGCCAAACUCGCCACAUGAUCUGUGCAGUAGGUUUGCGGCUGUAAUGGAGUCUAUCCAUGGUACCUCAAUUGUGACAGUCAAAUAAGAUUAUUUAGGUAUUGUAUAGCCUGGACUUUGAACUCUCUAGGACUUUUUUUUCUCCAAAAUUGAACAGUGCAUUGGGUCUGCAAACCCUGAAGAAUCUAAAACAGUCAGGGAAAACUGCACUGAACUGGAAACAUUAAGCUUGAAACCUUUUAAUGACCACAGCUGUUCAGUCCUUAUGCUCUUGUUCAGUAUUUUACCAUCAGAGAUUUUUUUAUUGCUGAAUUAGCAAAUUGGAGGAUUCUUAUUUCCCAAGUUGCUCACUUCCUUUUUAAACGCCAUUUUAAUCCCAAACUGUGUAAAAACAUGUCAUUGCUGUUCUCAAAAACCGUCCGCUUCGGUUAUAUAAUGAAAGGAAACACUAAAAUCACAAGUUAACAAAAAUGCAUUUUUUUGUUUCACCAUGAUUUCAUUAUAGUUUUAAUUUCCAGUACACAUAUUUAUCUUGUUUACCUAUGCAUAAACUGUGUUGGGAUAAACUAGGACAGCAGCUGUGUAUUUUCAAGGCCAAUCUUACUUUUAAAUGGCUGACAUAAGUGUUACACUGAUAAGAUUAUUCUUUUGGUGGGUUUCAUAUGAUGACAAUUUGGUGUUGCCUUUUAGCAGAAAAGAAAGCAAGCUCCUUCCAUUUGUAAUAAUCUUGUCGUAGUACCUACGGUUUUUCAUUGCCCUUAUUUACUUUUAACCAUCCACUGAAAGAUCCACACUUCUUUCUGUUUUGAUUUUGUUUGAUUAGCCAGAGUCGGGUUCAGAAACAAAGUCACUACUCGGCAGUUUCUGUUCUUUAAUGACACAUCUGGCAAGAACUGUUCUCUAAACCUUUGUCACUGAAUCCUUUAUCCGGCGUUGUGAUGCCGUGCUUUUAUACCAAAGAAAAUGUCAACUGUUUUAACCUUAAAUUUCAUCUUCAAUAAAAUGUCACACUUUUCUUUGAUCUCUA